CAACAAUGUCGUACCUAAUUGUAUUAGCCUUAGUUUCAUGUUUAACUGCAAUUUUUUAUUUGUCUUCUUGGUUCUACAAUCACGUCAGGGUUCGAUUAUAUUGCAAAAAAGUGCCAGGACCAAAAGGAUACAACUACCCUGUGGGACAUUUUUUCGAAUUUAUGCAUACAGAUGAACGAUUGUUUAUGCAGUUAAGGAAAUGGGCUUUGGAUUAUUAUCCAAUUUAUAGGCUUCAACCUGGCCCUGGCCUGGCAAUAAAUCUUAUUGGGCCUGAUGACAUUGAACAAAUUGUAUCAACAACUCAACAUUCAACAAAAAGCGACAUUUAUCGAAUUUUGUCUCGAUGGCUGGGUACUGGUCUAUUAACUGCAACUGGACUAAAAUGGCAACAAAGGCGGAAAAUUCUUACUCCAGCUUUUCAUUUUAGUAUUUUACAAAAAUUUAUUCACGUUUUUAACGAUGAAACUGAUAAUUUAGUUCAAAACUAUUUAAAAUUAUGUGAAAACAAGCAAGAACUAAGUAUCGACGUAGUGUCUUCAAUCACCCAAUUUACUUUAUAUACGAUCAAUGAAACAUCAAUGGGUACAAAACUAACGGUCCAAAAUAAAGAAGAUGAAGACUAUAAAACAACAAUAUAUUCAUUGGGAACGCUUCUAAUAGCAAGGCUAUUUAAACCAUGGUUGUGGAGGGAUUGGUUUUAUUACUACUGCACUAUUGACGGCUACCAAGAAAAAAAAUUAUUACAAAAACUACACAAUUUUACCAAUAAGGUUAUACAAAACAAAUCGAAGAAUUUUGUGCCUUUUAAAGUUGAAGACGAUAACAGUUAUUCCAAAAGGAAAAAUAUGGCUCUUCUCGAUAUUUUGUUGAACGAAAAGUUUACUAAUGGUUCUAUCGAUGAUGAGGGUAUUAGAGAAGAAGUAGAUACUUUUAUGUUUGAGGGUCACGAUACAACAUCUAUGGGAAUAAGCUUGGGACUAAUGGUCCUGGCCAAUCACCCGGAUGCACAGGAUUUGAUUUAUGAAGAAAUGAAACAAAUUCUGGGUGACACAUCUCGUCCAAACUACGACCAGCUGAUGAAACUAAAGUACAUGGAAAGAUGCAUAAAAGAGAUUCAAAGGCUUUAUCCAAGCGUGCCAUUUAUAUCGCGCGUUUUAUCAGAGGACGUAGUUACAAAAUCUGGUUACAUGUUACCGAAAGAGACAAUAGUCAAUAUCCACAUCUUUGAUUUGCACAGGCACCCUGAUCAUUACGAAGACCCCGAUGUGUUUAAUCCUGAUAGGUUUUUGCCUGAGAAUACAAAACACAGGCAUCCCUUUGCCUUUUUACCUUUCAGUGCAGGACCCAGAAAUUGCAUUGGUCAGCGAUUUGCAAUUUUGGAAUAUAAAGCAGUUUUAUGUGGAAUUUUAAAACAUUUUAAAUUGGAGGCGAUAGAUACUCCUGCUAGCGUAAUAUUUAUUCCUGAUGUAGUUUUAAGACCCAAACACGGAGUGAGAGUUAAAUUUGUAAAAAGAGUUUAAUUUUAAAUGCUGAAUUUUGAAUAAAAAUACAUAAGAAAAACAGAUAUAAAGAUAAUAUUUUUAAUGAAUAAAAC
Messenger RNA from Brassicogethes aeneus, 1594 nucleotides. The record is from the annotation of a GenBank genome assembly. Lineage: Eukaryota; Metazoa; Arthropoda; Insecta; Coleoptera; Nitidulidae.